This is a messenger RNA of Talaromyces amestolkiae, 1449 nucleotides long. RefSeq lists its product as uncharacterized. NCBI's taxonomy places the organism in Eukaryota, Fungi, Ascomycota, Eurotiomycetes, Eurotiales, Trichocomaceae. The record is from RefSeq and is a predicted model, not a curated record. The transcript has 2 exons. The coding region runs from base 1 to 1449 and encodes 482 amino acids.
AUGCACGACCUACGCCGUCAAGCGCUGCUCGAGAGCCGCAAGACGGUUUCCCGCAAGGCAGCAUCGCGAGAAGCCUCCCGUCCUACUUCUAGGGUUGUCUCAGCACAGACUUCGCGCCAGAAUUCGCGCCAGUCGUCGCGCGCUGCGAGUCGGUAUGCCUCUGAUGAGGAAGAUGAAGGUAAUUUGAGUGAUGAAACUGGUGGCACUUGGAGUACAAGCUCAUUGGAUGACUUGGCAGAAAACCCCGAAUCUGAUAAUGUUGACUGGCCCGAAGAACUAGCAGACUGCAUCCAGGACAUUCUUGAUCGCAAACGAAGCAGUGUUCAAGGUCGCGAGGAGUCGCUGUCGACAUUCUGUCGACUUGCCAAAUUCCAUUACGUCGAGGAGGAGAUUAGAGGAUCUAUUCAGGACCUCCUCGCUGCGUUUUCGCGUAGUAUCAAAUAUGAGGGUAGCGUGCGCGAGUCGGUGCUGGCGCUCAAGGCGUUGGAGUUUUUGGCCGUAACGGCUUAUGAUGAUACAAUCUACGAUGCGGUUGAUUCUUUGCUGACGAGGACGAUUCGUGAUUCGACUUCGGGGCUUGUCAAAGUUGCUGCUAUCAAUUGUCUCGGAACUUGUGCCUAUUUUGGCGGAACGAGCGAAGAUGCGAAGAUGGAUCAGAUGAAUAUGUUGCUGGAUGUUGUAGCUUCAGAUGGGCAGUCGAUUGAAGCAUCGGCUGAUUAUGGUGUGAUCACUGCAGCGUUGCAGCAAUGGGGCUUCCUCGCUACGGAUGUUGAAGAUCUGGAAGCUGAAAGUGAGGAAGUAGUUGAGAUAUUGAUCGAGCAAUUGUCUAGCACAGACUCGAAUGUGCAGAUUGCCGCUGGCGAGAACAUUGCUUUGCUGUACGAAAAGAGCUAUACGCCUCAAGAAGAUGAAGACGAAAUCGGCGAAGAGGAUUUGGACGAGGACGACGAUGAUGAAGAUUUGUCUGCCAGUGGACCAAAGCUCAUUGAACGAUACACAGCAUACCACGAUAAAUAUCAUCUGGAACAGAUUCUCGCCUCUUUAGCAACCGUAAGCGGCAAACGAAUCAGCAAGAAAGACAAGAAGAGCCUACAUGCAAACUUUGCCUCAAUUCUGACAACAGUCGAAAACCCACGACUCGGACCAGCUUACAACAAAGCAAUCAACCAAAACACAAAUCGGCAAUAUGGAAGUAAACGACAGGUCAAAGUUGGCAGCGAAGGGGUUAUGAAUAUUGACCGAUGGUGGAAGUGGCUUAGAUUGGCUUCGUUGCGACGGAUAUUGCAGGGUGGAUUUAUGGAGCAUUAUUAUCAGGGAAAUAGGGCUGUGCUGGAUGCAUUACCGGUUAUGUUGAGGGACUCACGGAGAGCUGACCGGGGAGGAUACAAGAAGGCAGCCAGGAUAAGAAAUUCGACGAAGAGGAUGGUCCUGGGUGAGGAUGGUAUUUAA